Messenger RNA from Notothenia coriiceps (black rockcod), 588 nucleotides. Its product is annotated as neuroligin-2-like. The record is from RefSeq and is a predicted model, not a curated record. The transcript has 5 exons. The coding region runs from base 1 to 588 and encodes 195 amino acids. NCBI's taxonomy places the organism in Eukaryota, Metazoa, Chordata, Actinopteri, Perciformes, Nototheniidae.
AUGAGUAAUUUGGCGAGCUCUCUGAAAUCUCCUCAGACUGAGUUGGAGGCUGACAAUGACAGGAUGCCAUCUUCUGUUUGGUUUCUGAGCACAGGGGACCAGUCUGCUAAGGGGAACUAUGGCUUGUUGGACCAGAUCCAGGCCCUGCGCUGGCUCAAUGAAAACAUUGGCCACUUCGGAGGGGACCCAGAGAGAAUCACCAUCUUUGGCUCGGGAGCCGGGGCCGCCUGUGUGAACCUCCUCAUCCUCUCCCACCACUCCGAAGGCCUGUUCCAGAGGGCCAUCGCUCAGAGUGGCUCGGCCAUCUCCAGCUGGGCGGUCAACUACCGACCCAUGAUGUACACCAAGAUCCUGGCCAAGAAGGUGGGCUGCACCCUGGGAGACAUGGCUGAGCUGGUGGACUGCCUGAGGAAGAAGAGUUUCCGGGAGCUGGUGGACCAAGACAUCCAGCCGGCCCGCUACCACAUCGCCUUCGGACCCGUGGUGGACGGGGACGUGGUGCCCGAUGACCCUGAGAUCCUCAUGCAGCAGGUCGAGUUCCUGAAUUACAACAUUUAUGAUAUAGUUUAUAGAGAUAUACACAGGUAG